AUGGACAACACCAGCUACGUUUCCGUUAAUUUGACAUCCAAAAUGAAAAACCGAAACGAAUCGACUGCAGAAGAUGAAACAGAACAGGAGUCACCUCGUAAAACAGCCGGAUUUGAAUGGGCUGCUGAACCAGAUGAAAUGCUUUUUCCGUGUUGUGCAACUAAAUUUGUUAUGCUCGGAAUCGCCACUGUUCUUGUAGUUGUCGCAAUUCUCAAUUGGAUCCUUUCGAAAUAUUUUUCCUCAUUCGUCUGGCUUACUCUAUCCACUCUUUUCAUGGGUCUCAUCAUUUUUCUUCCUGAAUACUUUUCGAAUAUCAUCAAUUUUGCAGUCAACUUUUGUGUCUGGGUUGCAUUCAUCAUUUUUGAAAUUGUUGUCACCAUUCAGGCAGCACAGUUGAAGGGUGAAGAUCAUUGGACUCAAAGAACUCAAAGUGAAUUAACAGCUGCAAUCAUUUUUGGAUGCAUUGAGAUAAUUCUUGCAAUUGCUGUAGUUAUUCUCAUGUUCCGAAUGCUUUAUUACUAUUAUCAGAAUCGUGGAGACGAACAAAUCAUGGCUGUGGCUGCAUAA
Messenger RNA from Caenorhabditis remanei, 567 nucleotides. RefSeq lists its product as uncharacterized. Lineage: Eukaryota; Metazoa; Nematoda; Chromadorea; Rhabditida; Rhabditidae. The record is from RefSeq and is a predicted model, not a curated record. The transcript is spliced from 4 exons. The coding region runs from base 1 to 567 and encodes 188 amino acids.